This is a messenger RNA of Chaetomium fimeti, 777 nucleotides long. RefSeq lists its product as uncharacterized. The transcript has a single exon. Lineage: Eukaryota; Fungi; Ascomycota; Sordariomycetes; Sordariales; Chaetomiaceae. The coding region runs from base 121 to 660 and encodes 179 amino acids. The record is from RefSeq and is a predicted model, not a curated record.
UUUUCAAAGGGCGAUCAGAAGAGUUUAAGAAUGCGGAAACGCGGGAGUGCAUUCGUUGUCUGUGUUACCCUGACCCCCUGGGCCGGGGGCACUGAAUGAAGACAGCGAGGAAACGAGACGAUGGACACAGCCUUACAAGUACAGCUGCAGAGCCAACGACCCCAAGAACCGAGUAACUUCCCUGGCUAUGUGGCUAACGAACUGUUCAACGGCUCGUGUUUUGCCGUUUUGCCUCCCACCCCGAACGAACCUGCAGCUCCAGGUUGUUCCAUACGAAGAAGAAUUGGGUCCAACGCUGUGACCAACACUUUGGGUCAUGCGAGCUCUUUGGUUCUUGGUGUGGAGACUUGCAUUUGUCUGGGCCAGGAGCUCCAUCUCAUCAUGCCCAUGUGUGUGCCAGGGCCUCGUAUUCGCCCGUCCGGCAGCUGCCGCGAAGGCCUUUUUUUAGGCCUGCACCGCCGCGUUGCUUCAGAUGCCAUCCUCCAGUCAUCAAACGCCACCAGCUUGCAACGACACCAAUCCUCGGGGAGUAAUGGGCGGCAAAGAAAACGACAGCUCGUCGGCGUGGUCUCGGGAGAUUUGUUGACGGUGUUGAUAACCUACCGUGUGGUGCUGACAGAUGGAAAGCGCUUUUUUGGUCACCUUGGGAUUACAUCGUAACUAUGAAAUUAGGAUAGGAUGCGUCACAGUAUUCGUAUGCAAGGGCGACGAGCUCCAUGUUUAUUAUGCACGUAACUUUGUGUAUACAAGUAAUUGCAAGAAGUUGGUCUCAGUGCC